Molecule: messenger RNA, 627 nt
Organism: Mytilinidion resinicola
Lineage: Eukaryota; Fungi; Ascomycota; Dothideomycetes; Mytilinidiales; Mytilinidiaceae
Exons: 1
Source: RefSeq, a predicted model, not a curated record
GAAGCCAUAGCGAAAGUCGGACAGUUCAAAAACCUCCAAUCAAUUGAACUAAAAUAUCACAGCGUGUGUGCCGCACCCGGCUCAGGCCUCGGGUGGCCAAUGGACUAUCACAACACUCUGGGAAAAUAUUCGCCUGAGACGACCGAGUUUCGCACUGAGGUAUUGGGAGCGUUGAUGAAAGCACUAAAUGGCAAGCAUCCUGCUUCUCAAGUGCGCAGCUUGACUAUCGAAAACCUUCAAGAUAUAUCCCCGAAACAUAUCACACAAUCCGAUGAUUUCAAGGCAGUUUUUAGUCGCCUUGACAGCCUCGCUCUCCGUAUCGCGACAGAAUGGCACGAUGCCAGGCCCGAGAGCACUCUCAAACUCCCAGACGCCCAUAUAAUCUAUGGCACAGAGCUCAAAGACCAGUGGCUGCGCCCAGUUGCACAUCAGCUCAAAAAACUCGCCUUAUACGGCGACAAUUUCUGGGGUUAUUGGCCUCGGUGUGACCUACGCUCCUUGCAUUUCCCGAAACUAAAGUCCCUCUUUUUGGGCAAUAUGACAUUUACACACGACUGGCAGCUCGACUGGAUCCUUACUCACGCUGAUACACUCGAAGAGCUCCGUCUCGACCAUUGCCCUAUCGUC